UUAGUAGCAGGAAAGGUACUAAUGAGUCGUCACCAAUUGUUUAUAUAAAUAAUUGAUGAUAUUCGACACGAUAUUUUAUGCGAGCCAUCAGUUCAAGAUUCCUGCAUAAUAUACCUGCGUAGCGGUUGCAUCAAAACAAAAUGGAUAUACUGGAUGAGAAAACCGGCACUCAUUACUUACCCAGAAUGCAAAUACGGAGGAGCCUAGACACAUUUAAUUUCGUGACAAUAUCGUAAACCGACAUGCUGCUCGUAGUAUACGUAGUUUCGAACUCCCAUUGUUAUAUUGCGAUUUUGCAACACGCUCCCGAAAUAUUGAAGCGUAAUUUAUAACGAAACUGUGACGUCGUAAUGAAAUUGCAAGAAGGAUGACACAGCAUACGGUUACCAUGAUAAAUACAUUAUUUUAAGUAAGAAUAAUUCAGAACUAUGGCUGCAGUAAGUUUAGAUAAAUCUGCCCAUAACUACUCGAUUUAUGAUAUCGUUAUCUCAUCCCCACUAACUUCGUGAAUAUUACACAAUACAUUGACUGGUCAAUUAAAUUAUUCCUACAGUUAUUCUGCAGAUUAAGUUUUUGCUCUCACGACACACUCAAAGUUUGCAGCCAAUUUAGCAAGAUAUCUAGAGUCUUCUAGGACAGUGGUUUCGAGUUCGCUACGAAAGAUUGCACCAAAUAUGUGGAUCAAAUCUUAAACGCAAACGUUUACUCAGAUUGUAUCAAUCGCACUACAUUGAGCGUAGACAACCUUCAUCUGACUACACUUAGCUGUCGGUGACCAUAAUAAGAGUACAGUAAAUCAAUUGAUAAAUAAAUAAAUCAGAGAAAAUAAUGAUAAGCGAAAAUGAUCUGUGUCUGAAGAUAUUGAGAUGACGAAUUUCGCCAUUCAUAAAAUACGCCUCGUAGACGCAAUUAUAGUACUCGACAAAGCGGUCUUUUAACUCAUUCCGUUCAGUUGUCGCGGUACGAAGGUCAUACGCUAAAUAGUUGUAUGAACCGAUAAAACGCUUUGCAAUAAAACGACAAAAUCGUUACCCGUCAGUUCGGUAUACUAAAUAGUUCUUGAUUUCGAGAAGUUGCCAAUACGCUAGUCACCGUUCGACCUGCGAACGGAUUUCCAGAAAGACUGUAAACGCGUGUGGAAAGAGCGGAAGUGUAAAAUGUCCGGAAGGAAAAAAGGAAACGUGAUGACUAUAAACGGUUACACCGCUUUUUUGCUGUUACUAACCGUCCACGGUUCCAUUCAGAAAUCCACGCCGGAAAGUUCAACGUACCGAGCUGCAGUUGUGGACAUGGUUGCCACUGAAAAUCGCCGUUUUCCACAAAAAGCAAUCGAUGACAACGUUAGACAAAUGGAACGAUUCGUCAAACACGCGGCAAACCAGAACGUAGAUAUAAUUGUAUUUCCGGAAGGAGGACUGAACUCGUUGAGGUUUCCGGAUAGGCUCGACUUUCAUCGUUAUUCCACCGUAAUUCCCAGCCCCCAUGAAAAUUUUACGCCCUGCACGAACAUCAGCAUCCCUGCAGUUAGCGAUGCUUUAAAAGAUAUUUCGUGCAUAGCUGCGCGACACAAAAUCUACGUGGUGGUUGAUGUGAUUGAAAAAGAGGUCUGCACCGGCUGUGAUUGCGCCUCCGACGGACUUUUCAUAUACAUAACAAACGUAGUCUUCGACCGUGAAGGAAAGAUAAUCGCAAGAGCUCGAAAAUCCCACCAGUACAACGAAUACGUAUGGUUCAACGUAACGAGACCGCCAAGGGAAUUGUCAACCUUCGAAACUGACUUCGGAGUUACGUUUGGGACUUUUGUCUGCUAUGACAUUUUCUUCGAGGAUCCGGCAUUGAACCUAACGAGACAGUUGAACAUAACUGACAUCGUUUUCUCUCACGGAUGGUUCGCCGAACUUCCAUUCGCUGCACCAGCCCAAUUCCAAUCGGGAUGGGCUUACAAAGAAGAUGUAAAUUUACUCGCUUCCGGAUACAACAGAGCUUGGAGAGGAUACGGCGGAAGUGGAAUAUACGGAGGUCGCCAAGGUAUAAUAACUGCCGUACAGCCGUUUCGUAUGGAGGAGAAGAUUCUAAUCGCAGAUGUGCCGAAAAAAAAUAAAAAAGUCACGACGACUCCGUUCCCAAAGCUGACUAAACGAGAAGAUGGUUUCACUCGCCAUAAACGCCUUGAAAAACGCGACUACGAAAAUUUUGGCAUGCAAACGCUAAGUCUCGUAGGGUAUUCGACGAAAAUCAUCGCCAACGAUGGCUACAUUGAGGACACGCUGACAUCGAAUAGAAUUAAAUGUGAAUUUGCACUGAAUUUCUCCAAUCCGGAUCCACCGACGACGUAUCGUUUUGUUGCAUAUGAUGGCACGCGUCCAGCGGAUAAUCAUUUUCUUGGAGUUAGGACAUGUGUAAUCGUUCAGUGCAGCGACGAAACACUCGAUUCGUGCGGUCACUUCUGGGAUACUCCAGCGACUUUUGUUUCUAUAGUGGUGACCGCAACCACCAACGAGAACAAAAGAACGUUGCUCAUGCCAUCCACCUUAGGAACCGAUCUACUUCCACUCGACCAUUGGUCUUACACCGAAAACAACGAAAACGGAACAAUCCGAGCAUCGAUAUCGCUGAAGAAACCUACCCAAAAUAUAAUCACUUUUGGAAUUUGGGGAAGAAACUUCGAGGACGAUUCAUUUCCAAAGUCCGCAGGAUCUCGGAUUUCAAAUCGGUUGCUGUUUCUACCAUUUAUUUUACUGUCUUUUAAAUAUCUCUUCGACGAACUUUCACAUAAUUAAGAUUUUCUUCUCCGCGCAAGUGCAUAAAUCGAUAUAUAAUCAUUAGUCGAGGUUGAAUAAUCAAACUGUCUUUGUCAAUCGAACUCGUUUUUAUUGGGUCAAAUUUCAAGUAUGGCAAGAGUUGCAUGGGUAAUAUUCCAUCAUCAGAAAUUGAUACUAUAUAAUCUAUGUAAAGUAAGUCAAGUCAGCGAUAACAUGGGCGAAUAUGUGUGAAAUUUGGCACAACGUCUUUCACACAAAGUCAACCAUGAGAUAUAAUUGCAUCCAAACAAAAUACUGCAAGUUUCUCGCACCACCAAUGUAACGAAAUAAAUAAAAAAGAUAACAUGACAA
This is a messenger RNA of Athalia rosae (coleseed sawfly), 3113 nucleotides long. Its product is annotated as vanin-like protein 1. The transcript has 7 exons. Bases 1158 to 2780 code for a protein of 540 amino acids. Lineage: Eukaryota; Metazoa; Arthropoda; Insecta; Hymenoptera; Athaliidae. The record is from RefSeq and is a predicted model, not a curated record.